Molecule: messenger RNA, 2507 nt
Organism: Myripristis murdjan (pinecone soldierfish)
Lineage: Eukaryota; Metazoa; Chordata; Actinopteri; Holocentriformes; Holocentridae
Gene: slc1a9
Product: solute carrier family 1 member 9
Exons: 10
Coding region: 1-1977 (658 amino acids)
Biological process (GO): L-aspartate transmembrane transport; L-glutamate import across plasma membrane
Cellular component (GO): plasma membrane
Molecular function (GO): neutral L-amino acid transmembrane transporter activity; L-glutamate transmembrane transporter activity; glutamate:sodium symporter activity
Source: RefSeq, a predicted model, not a curated record
AUGACAAACCAGCCGACAGCCAACCAGUCCAAGAAGAACAAGGAGAAAGAGAAAGGGGAAAACCAGCAAGAUGAAAACACCGAGGUGGAAUACAAGGACGCCGGGCACUGCAGCCGCAACACCCACAACCUGCUGCUUGGACUCACUGUGUUGGGUGUUGUUAUGGGUGCCGUGUUUGGGAUGCUGCUGCGGUACAUGCAGGUGACAGACAGCAGCACCAUCACCAUGGUUUCCUUCCCUGGAGACAUCCUGAUGAGGAUGCUGAAGAUGCUCAUCCUGCCUCUCAUCAUCUCCAGCCUUAUCACAGGCCUGGCUGGUCUCGAUGCUCGCUCCAGCGGCAGGAUGGGCAGUAGGGCCAUGGUGUACUACAUGUCCACCACCGUGAUCGCGGCCAUCCUCGGGGUCAUCCUGGUCUUGAGCAUCCACCCUGGGAACCCCAAACUGAGGGGCCGCAGUGCAGUCAUGUCAGCGCCCAGGAGCCAGGAGGUCAGCAGUAUGGACGCCUUCCUCGACCUGAUCAGAAACCUCUUCCCCGAGAACCUGGUGCAGGCCUGCUUUCAACAGGUCCAAACGGUGCUGAAGAAGGUGCCAGUGACGCCAGCCAACCAGACAGAGCCCAUCUUAGUCAACAAGAAGAAACUCGAGUACAAAUGGGGCAUGAACGUCCUCGGCCUGAUUGGCUUCUUCAUCACCUUUGGCAUAUGCAUGGGGAAGAUGGGGGAGAGGGGGAAGGUCAUGUGUGAAUUCUUCAACAUCCUCAACGAGAUUAUCAUGACGAUGGUUUCCAUGAUCAUGUGGUACUCUCCUGUCGGCAUCGCCUCUUUGAUCGCGGGGAAGAUUGCGGCCAUCGGCGACCUGGAGGUGGUGGCCCGGCAGCUGGGCAUGUACAUGGUGACCGUCAUGGUGGGCCUGAUGAUCCACGGCGGCAUCAUCCUUCCCGCCAUAUUCUUCAUUACCACCAGGAAAAGCCCCUUUACCUUCUACUCCGGGAUCUUCCAGGCCUGGAUCACGGCUUUGGGCACUGCCAGCAGUGCAGGGACGUUACCCGUCACCUUCCGCUGCCUGGAGGAGAACCUGAAGAUCGAUAAACGCGUGACUCGGUUCGUGCUGCCCAUCGGUGCCACUAUUAACAUGGACGGCACGGCCCUGUACGAGGCUGUGGCCGCCAUCUUCAUCGCCCAGAUGAACGACAUUUCCCUCGAUGCAGGACAGAUCCUUACCGUCAGUAUGACCGCCACCCUGGCCAGUGUUGGAGCAGCCAGUAUUCCCAGUGCUGGACUGGUGACCAUGCUGCUGAUCCUGACGGCCGUGGGUCUGCCCACUCAGGACAUCAGUCUGCUCAUCGCUGUCGACUGGCUGCUUGACAGAAUGCGUACCUCCAUCAACGUGGUGGGCGACUCGUUCGGCGCCGGCAUCGUGGACCACUUGUCGAAGGCCGAGCUCGCCGAGCUCGACGCGGCGGAAAUGGAGAUGCUCCCGCCAGACGGAGAGCUCGAUUUCAUUCCUCCACCCCCGAUCCUGACAGAGAUGGACCUGGUCGACCCUCUCAAGCCGCCCGAUCUGCCACCUCGCUCCCCUCGCCCGCCCAAACAGAACCACCACGGCCCCGUUCUCACCCAGUCCCACUCCAUCACGUACUCACCGGCCCGCUCCAUCCGAUCCCCUUCGCCGCGCUCCAUCCGCUCCCCCUCCCCCCGCUCCGUCUGCUCCCACUCCCCCCGGCCUUUCCACGCUCAUUCCCCGCGCCUCCUCCGCAGGACGGAGCCGGGCUACUGCGCCCUGCCCAGCCACGAUAACCAGGUGACCACGCUUCCCCGCUCCUACAGAGAGAGAGACAGGGAAACGGAGCGACUGAGGCUGGAGAGUGAGACGGAGGAGGAGGAAGAGAGGGUUCUGGGGGAAGUGAGCGACGGAGAGGAGAGCGAUGACACCGCGUACAAUCGGAGGCACGCCAUCCCGAUGGGUGACCUGCCAUGAUCGGAUCUUACCGUGUAAAAGCUCCUGCAUAGAUUUGCUUCUGCUUUGCAACAGCUGUCCCGACUUUAGUGCGCUGCUCCACCGUGUAGCCAGGCGGAGACUCCAGUAAACGCCCGCCGUGGAUUUCUGGCUCGUUACACGGCUUCUUCUUGUCUGUUUUCUCAUUUUGGUUCGCUGAUCUCAGUCGAUGAGUCCUAUUUGAUUUGAGCAUCACGGUCAACGAUACAACGACAAACGCACUCAAAACCUCAGGCUUGCAAUGAUUUUGCCGCAAAAGUGAACUUCAUGGAGCGAUGUUUUCCCAGUUUACUACACAUUCCUUUUCAUAACUCCACCACUGUCUUACUAAUAUCAUCUCAUGAUCAAAUGUAAAAAGCUCCUGUAGGCCUAAACAUCCUGUAAUCCUUUACUUAAAACUUCAUGGAGGUCUAUUAAAACAUGUAUAGUCUAUAUACUGCCACUCAGGUAGAUCUGGUGAUCUGGUGAAAAAAAAAUCAGGCGGGUGCUUUCUCUCAUUCAUAUUAUGGCUA